AUGGACGCGCGGAAGUACCUGGGCCGCUUCGGCCUGCACGGGGACUUGGCCUUGCAGCCCGUCAAGUUCCUGAGCGGGGGGCAGAAGAGCCGGCUGGCCUUCGCGGAGCUCGCGUGGUCGUCGCCGCACAUCAUGCUGCUGGACGAGCCAACGAACCACUUGGACCUGGAGACCAUCGAGGGCUUGGCCAUGGCUCUCAACAAGUUCGAGGGCGGGGUGGUGCUCGUGAGCCACGAUGACCGUCUGGUGUCGAUGGUGGCGGACGAGCUCUGGGUAGUGACUCCUGGACCUUCCAAGGAGAUCCCCGGAAGGGUCACGGUCUUCGAAGGCUCCUUCGAGGAGUACCGAGAAAUGCUGCGAAGUGAGUUCAUUGACAAGAACCUCACCAGCGGCGGCCGGAUCAAGCGCAAGACCUGA
This is a messenger RNA of Effrenium voratum, 417 nucleotides long. NCBI's taxonomy places the organism in Eukaryota, Dinophyceae, Suessiales, Symbiodiniaceae. The record is from the annotation of a GenBank genome assembly.